GCACUCCUGUUGGCGCUAUCAACGGACACACUCACCGACUUGGAAUGCGUUUCCGCGCAUCUUCCUGACGCAACCUGUGUUUGCAUCGAUGUCGACGCGCAUUUUCCUGCCGUGGUGUCAUCAGCAAGGCUCGUCUUCCGUGCGCCAACCACAUCGACCACUGCAUCGUCCAUCAAGGAACAUUUAAACGACUUCCCUGGAAACUUCACCUUCAGUGGGCACUCGAGCAGCACUUUCGGCAUGGCCCGUAACUCUUGCUUGUGUCCUGUGCAGGCUGCUAUCGCACUCCUGUUGGCGCUAUCAACGGACACACUCACCGACUUGGAAUGCGUUUCCGCGCAUCUUCCUGACGCAACCUGUGUUUGCAUCGAUGUCGACGCGCAUUUUCCUGCCGUGGUGUCAUCAGCAAGGCUCGUCUUCCGUGCGCCAACCACAUCGACCACUGCAUCGUCCAUCAAGGAACAUUUAAACGACUUCCCUGGAAACUUCACCUUCAGUGGGCACUCGAGCAGCACUUUCGGCAUGGCCCGUAACUCUUGCUUCUGUCCUGUGCAGGCUGCUAUCGCACUCCUGUUGGCGCUAUCAACGGACACACUCACCGACUUGGAAUGCGUUUCCGCGCAUCUUCCUGACGCAACCUGUGUUUGCAUCGAUGUCGACGCGCAUUUUCCUGCCGUGGUGUCAUCAGCAAGGCUCGUCUUCCGUGCGCCAACCACAUCGACCACUGCAUCGUCCAUCAAGGAACAUUUAAACGACUUCCCUGGAAACUUCACCUUCAGUGGGCACUCGAGCAGCACUUUCGGCAUGGCCCGUAACUCUUGCUUCUGUCCUGUGCAGGCUGCUAUCGCACUCCUGUUGGCGCUAUCAACGGACACACUCACCGACUUGGAAUGCGUUUCCGCGCAUCUUCCUGACGCAACCUGUGUUUGCAUCGAUGUCGACGCGCAUUUUCCUGCCGUGGUGUCAUCAGCAAGGCUCGUCUUCCGUGCGCCAACCACAUCGACCACUGCAUCGUCCAUCAAGGAACAUUUAAACGACUUCCCUGGAAACUUCACCUUCAGUGGGCACUCGAGCAGCACUUUCGGCAUGGCCCGUAACUCUUGCUUCUGUCCUGUGCAGGCUGCUAUCGCACUCCUGUUGGCGCUAUCAACGGACACACUCACCGACUUGGAAUGCGUUUCCGCGCAUCUUCCUGACGCAACCUGUGUUUGCAUCGAUGUCGACGCGCAUUUUCCUGCCGUGGUGUCAUCAGCAAGGCUCGUCUUCCGUGCGCCAACCACAUCGACCACUGCAUCGUCCAUCAAGGAACAUUUAAACGACUUCCCUGGAAACUUCACCUUCAGUGGGCACUCGAGCAGCACUUUCGGCAUGGCCCGUAACUCUUGCUUCUGUCCUGUGCAGGUGAGUGCACUUCUGAGUGGUGCCAUGGAGUGUCCGGACCUGGCUCGUCGACUGGGCUCGACUCCCGAGCCUCGGGAGAGCGAGGACGACUGCUCCGCCGGUGUAGCCGCAUGUGACCCCCUGGCGGCGACUGACUGCUUGGGCGGGGAUCGGUGGCACGACUGCUGCUCCUGCUGCCUGUCUGCGGGAAUGCUGGGCUCUUCUUCUCUCACAGCUUGGGGUGACGGCGGGUGCUCCGGCUGCGGAGAGCCUUCUUCUUCAUCCAACGUCAGCCCGACCCAUGCGCCCUGCUCGUCCAGUGCAGACCGCUACCCAACAUGGCGGCUGUCUGGUGGCCGUCGCGUCGGCUGGCGUUGGUACGUGGCCGUGUGCGCACUGUCCUGGCUGUGCUACGCAAACGCACUCGGCUGCGGAUUCGUCUUCGACGACGCAUCGGCUGUGCGGGACAACCGGGACCUACGGCCGUCGACGCCCAUUGGCAGCCUGUUUGCAAACGAUUUCUGGGGAACACCCAUUCACAAGGAGCAGAGCCACAAGUCCUACCGGCCGCUGUGCGUGCUCACCUUCCGGCUCAACUACUGGCUGCAUGAGCUGCGCCCCAUGGGAUACCACUUGGGAAACGUGCUUCUCCACUCGAUCGUCUGCGUGCUCUUCCUCAGGGUCUGCUCCAUGGUGGUCCCUGUCAAGGCCAGUGUCGCCGCUGCUCUACUCUUCGCUGUUCACCCUGUGCACACCGAAGCGGUGACUGGGGUGGUUGGCCGAGCCGAGUCCCUCUCCUCUGUUUUCUUCCUGCUCGCCUUCCUGGCCUACAACAGAGCCAUCGACGGCUCCAAACGCACUGAGUGGCGCCCUCUGGCGGCGUGCGUGGUCCUGGUGGUGGUGGCAACGCUCUGCAAGGAGCAAGGUAUCACCGUGGUCGCCGUCUGCUUCAUCUACGAGAUAUUCGUCGUUCAGGAGGUUCGUCCCCACCACGUGAUUCGGGGCCUUCGUUCCCUGUCCGGGAGCGCAGUAUGCGGUUCCCCGUCGUCGACCAAGUCUUCAUCCGUAGCACCGCCUUGCGGCUGGCUGCGGCAUUGCGCGCAGCGCAUCGGCGCACUCUCCCUUGGCGCAUUCCUGCUCCUGGCCGUCAGACUGCACAUCAUGGGUGCUCAGCUGCCCGUGUUCACCAAGUUCGACAACCCAGCGGCCGUGGCGCCCAGCCCCGUGCGACAGCUGACGUUCCACUACCUGCCGGCGGUGAACGCGUGGUUGCUGCUGUUUCCUCACGCGCUCUGCUGUGACUGGACGAUGGGCAGCGUGGCCCUGGUGCGCUCCGUGGCUGACCCGCGGAACGCGGCCACGCUGUCGCUGUACGGGGCGCUGGCUGCGCUCGCCUACGUGGCGCUCUUCCCUGGCCGCCGCGCGCGCCCCGCGGACGACCAACAGAACGUCAUCUUCCUGAGCCUAUCCCUGCUGGUGUUUCCCUUCCUGCCGGCGUCCAACCUGUUCUUUCCCGUGGGCUUCGUGGUGGCUGAGCGCGUCCUGUACAUGCCCAGCAUGGGCUUCUGCCUCCUCGUCGCACAUGGCUGGCACACGCUGAUCAAGAACUAUGCCGACAGUCGGCUGACCAAGAACUUCUUGUGGUUCGGGCUCCUCCUUCUCCUCACGACGCACUCCUUGAAGACAUUCGUGCGCAACUUUGAAUGGGAGUCCGAGUACAGCAUCUUCAUGGCAGGUCUCAAGGUGAACAGCCAGAACGCCAAGCUGUACAACAACGUGGGCCAUGCCCUGGAGGGACAGGGGGAUUAUGCCCAAGCACUCGAGUACUUCCUCAAAGCCGCCAGUGUGCAGCCUGAUGACAUUGGUGCUCACAUGAAUGUCGGGCGCACAUACAACAACCUGCUGAUGUUUGAAGAAGCGGAGACCGCCUUUAGGAAGGCCAAGGAUUUGCUACCUCGACCAAAGCCAGGCGAGCCAUACAAGGCCCGAAUAGCUCCGAAUCAUCUCAAUGUCUUCCUGAAUUUAGCAAACCUCAUAUCAAGGAAUAGUUCACGUCUUGAAGAAGCUGAUGGUUUGUACCGCCAGGCAAUCAGCAUGCGUGUAGAUUACAUCCAAGCAUACAUAAACCGGGGAGAUAUCCUUAUCAAACUCAACAGGACCAAAGAAGCACAGGAGGUCUAUGAGCGAGCACUUUCACUGGAUGCCACAAACCCCGACAUCUUCUACAAUCUUGGUGUUGUGUUCUUGGAGCAAGGCAGGCCAGGUGAUGCCCUCAUGUACUUCAACAAGGCCUUGGAGUUGGAUCCUGAUCACGAGCAAGCGCUGAUGAACUCUGCCAUUCUCAUUCAAGAAAGUGGGAACUCAAAGCUCCGUCAGCUGGCAUUUGAAAGACUGGAGCUGUUGCUUCGCAAGGGCAAGGCAAAUGAGCGCGUCUACUUCAACCUUGGCAUGCUCUCCAUGGAUGACAAGAAGGUGGAAGAAGCAGAACGAUGGUUUCACUCGGCCAUACAAGUCAAAGCUGACUUUCGUAGUGCCUUGUUCAACCUGGCCCUCCUUUUAACUGAUUCAAACAGGCCACUGGAUGCUGUUCCACACCUUCAAAAGCUUCUUCAGUCCCACCCAGACCACAUUAAAGGACUCAUCUUGCUGGGUGACAUCUACAUCAACCACAUAAAGGAUCUGGACAAAGCACAACAGUGCUACGAACGCAUCCUGUCCCUGCAGCCCGACCAUGUUCAGGCGUUGCACAACCUGUGCGUGGUGCAAGUCGAGAGGGGUGCACUGUACCAGGCUGAGGCCUGCCUCCUGCGAGCCCUGAAGCUUGCACCGGGCGAGAGCUACGUUGCCAAGCAUUUGGCCAUCGUGCGCAAUCGCAUACGCAAGUAUCAAGAGCAUUUGAGGAAAGCAGGCACGCGUUCUGCAUCCUCGAGUGUACCACCCACUACAUCAUCAUCUUCGAAACGUGCAGCGCAAAGUUCCAGCAAAGCAACAUGAAAGCAGUGCUGAAACCCAUGAGCAAGUGUUGUUUGUGCCAAAUGUCAGUGCAACUGCAUACGGAGAGCUGUUUUUACAGGAGCUAUUGCUGGCAGAUGAACUGUCAAAAUUGGUGCAUGUGUUUUGAAUUUUUUGUAUGGUGGUAGUAGGGUUACAGCUGCAGAUUUUUGUUGCAUGGAAUUUUAUUGCGUAUAUGAAAUGUGUAAAUCGAAGCAUCAGGUAUGCACGCUGCACCCAACAUGUGCUCUGUUUGGCCUUUUGAGUGAGUUGAUGCAGCUGAGUUGCUUAAUUCCAAUUUUAUUUUGGCACAAAAAGCAAGCAGUGCACCUAAACAUAGCGUGAAGCUACACGUACUGUGAAAAGCAACUUCUCUGCAAAAUUUUAGUGCAAAUUAGGCAGUUAGAAGAGUCAUGUAUACCUAAUGCUCCUGUUUACUGUGGUCAUGAACGGACCAUAUGUCCUUCAUUUAUAUACAUGGCAAUGACAUAAUUAACGUGGGAUGGCAUUAGCUGUGAUUAGCACCUGCAAGGGCUGCUUGGCCUUGUUCAUAAUCAUGUGUGCCUGACACGUAUUUAGCCAUGGCAGAAAUGUUUGCCUGACCGAACUGUAUAUAGCAAAAGUGAUGAUAUAUGGGGCAGUUUCAUUGUUAUGGCAGGAAAAUAAGAUGGCAAUGGCUGUUGUGGUCUGAAGGCGAGAAAUAUGCAUGAAGCUGAGGCUCUCCAAAUUGCAGGUGAUUGCCUUCAUGUUGGCUAUGAGGUAACAUGAUGAAAAGGAGUCUAGGUAAUCCAUCUACACAUUCACAUUGUUUGUAUAUAGUUCUUGAUUGUAAUGAGAGACACACCAUACAUCACACCUUUCUUGCUUUUCUACAUUAACCAACCUGUUUCAGCAUAACAACUUACACUAUACACACACAUAUAUAUAUAUAUAUAUAUAUAUAUAUAUAUAUAUAUAUAUAUGUAUCAAUGUUAGCAAGAGCAGCUAGAACAUAUCAGUGGUAAACUUAUGAGGCAACUUAUGGUUUCACAGAUGAUUGUGCGUAAUGGUGAUAACUUGAGAGGAGCGAAAUGGGAGAAACGAAGCACAGACAGUGCCUGUCCACAAGGCAGGCACUUUGGUUUGUCUUGUACAGUGUAAAAUAGCCAUAAAUUAUGGCAGCAAGGCGAUGCCCUUUAUAUUUUUGAGAAGUCACCUUGUACACCAUACGCGAGGUGCAGGAGAUGAAAUGUGCAGGCAUAAUGUAAAGCAAGGCCUAUCUGCACACUUGCAACUUGUUAGCAUAAUGUAUAUAUAUAUUCAAAAAGAGACUCUUGCACCAUACAUAGAAUCUUUCGUGACCACAGUUGCUACUGUAAAGAGACUGCACAGCUAGCUCUCCUUUAGAACACACAAGAAAAAAAGAAGCCUCUGAAAACAUGUACUUAAAGAGAUUUAUUUAUCCACAUGUAGAAGUGUUCGCUGUGUCAGGACGGUGUGAGGAGUCAAGAGUAAUUCAGUGAAAUGGAAUAAACUACUGCUCCUGGCAGUGUCUACACUUGGGACCACAUUGGCUUUGUGGCUGACUUACGGUGGAAGUUUGUAACAGAUCAAAUGUGUUGGCUUUAUGCUGUCAAAAAAUUAAUGUGGGAUUGUUAUUUAGCAAAUUCAUUUCUCAGUGCAGGAACUGAGGUUUUCUGUAGUGCUCUUUUUAUUUAAGUCGGCAGCCUAGCAUGACAUAUCACUCACAGCAUUGUCAGUCUUUUGCAAAACUUGAGAAUUAUCAUCAGUGCCAAGUUUCUCAUAUCACUUCCUAACAUUGCAUCCACACAUCAGGAAUAGCCAUAAUGAGCAUUUCAAAUUUCUUUAAAGAAUAUGUUAUGUGGAAAGGUUGAUUUCACUUUCCUGAAGUUAUCUUUUAUUACUUAGGUGCUGGGAUAUCAAUCUUGUGCAUAGGCUGUGCUUUCUCUGCUUUUAUUUUAAAAACGGAAGUCAUAGUGAUUUGCAGAGUCACUCAUGACUUGCUUAACCGGUAGGCUUUGUCUGUAUUGUUUAUUAUGUAAGAAACGUAAUGUAGAUGAUUUCAUACUGUUUCAACAAUUUUUUAUGAGAUGGUGUCCUGCAUCUUUUUCAGUAGAGAUUUUCAAUGUGAACAAAAAUUAAAGCACACAUAUGACAAGAAAACCAGGCAAAUCAUGUUAUUACCCAGUAUGGCUAUUCUUGUGCUGUUUUUGCAGCUUUAGUAUGCAUCCAAAAAAGUUGAGGUUAAAUGCGGAUGGUGCAGAGUGUUUAUCUUCAUCUCCAUUCAAUUUUUUUGACGUUUAGGUUCAUAACAGUAAAAUAUACAGUUGUGUGGAACUGAAUUUUCUACUAAGUACAGUUAUCUAUCAAAAAAUGUAUUUUCAGCUACUCAUAGCUGGAACUAUGCUGUCAAAACUACUAUAAUCCACAAAACACACCAUUUCUUUGUCUAAGAGGUAGUAUGUGAGCUACUGAAGCCAGUUGCCUGUUGAGUUGAAUUUGAGUGAGUAGUGCUUCAGUCCUGUGUGAUACAAAAAAUGUCUUGAUGUGUUUUUCUUGUAGCUACAACAUUCCAUGCAGAAGCAGUGCAAUUCCCAUGAGUAUUUUAAAUGAACAUAAUUUUACCUGUUCUCUUGGUGCAUGUUGCAGAAUGAAUCAUGUUCUAUUUUGUGGUGUUUUGGCUGCUCACUUUCUUAAACUUAUUAUGUUUACAUUAGAUACCUACUCAUUCCCACAAAUUUGUUUCAAAUGUGACAAAGCUCAACUACUACUUUUCACAGUAGUUUAUUUGGUUUUCACUAAGUUGUAAACUUUAACUGCCUCACAUAUUUUAAUGCACUGAUUUGUAAUUUUUGUAAAAUCCAUGAGAUCCCAAAUUGAAAUUCUUGUUCGAGGAGUUCGGAGAGCUUAUAUUUCACUCUCAAAUGCACCACAUUUUAUUCAAGUUCAUUCAGAGGUUGUCUGAUGAGAGCACUUAUGCUUUUCACAUGUAUUGGAAGAAGGAAAUCAACGUUACUUGUAAGAUAAAGCUUCUUUUUAAGAAGUGCACUGCAUAGAAUUCACGCAUGAGUGCACAAUGCUUAGUGGCAUGCUGCAGGCUUAGGUGGCAAGACAUCCGAGCUUUUUUUGUUACUUCUACCAGUCCAUGAGCUUUUGUGGACAGGCCUGCUUGCUUGUAAGUGGGAGAGGGGUCUAGAAUACUAGCUACUGGAUGCAUAUAGCAGGUAAAGGACUUGUGGUUCUACAAUGCUCACAUGUUCUACAUAUAGCAGUUUGCAUUCAUUGCAUAUGCAUGAAGGAUUAUUAGGCUACCACCCCGUAAAGCACUUGUAAUGUAUGAUAUGUGGCUCCAAACUCUGGUAUCUGUGAAUAAGCAACAAAUAGUCACAGCUAAAUUUGUGCUCUGGCAAAAUAAUGCUGCACCUUCUUAGGCUCCUUGAAAAAGUUUUUAUUUAUUUACUCUUCUCGGGGAAGGGAAGAAAAAAUAAUAUGGAAAUGGCUUUUGGCAAAUGCUAAAUACUACCUUUGUAACUUCCCAGACAACAACGCAAAGGCAUCCUCAGUAAGUCUCUGGGAUGUCGGCAUCAGGACAUUCAUAUAUCCUAAGGAUGUCCUGUACUAAUCCUAAAAGGCUCCUGAUCAAGUCCAUUUGUCUGUCCCUAGUAGAUACUGAGGACAUAGCAGGUACAUAAUUUGAGGACCAUUUUAGGAUGAUGUCGGAACACGUUCCAAUGCACUAAUGUUUGACACUGUAAUUAGAGGACAAUUAAUUAUUUAAAUUGGGUUAAUAAAUGCUUGAUGUGGCUUGAAUAUGAGAACCCAUAUUGUAGUGCUCCGUUUUGAUGUUUAUAUGCUUUCAUGUGCUCUAAAAGCUCUGAAAUCUUGCGCUUUUCUUUCUUGCCAUCGUUAAAAAGCAGUUUGGUAUCAAUUGAACUACCUCAGGUGCAGCAUCACCUAUAUCACAGCCUUUGAAAUCUGCUUUUGCCACUUCAAGAAAACCGUCUGUGGUAGUUGUGCUUUGGAUACCAUGACCAAUCAUAAUAAUGUAAUAAUAAUAAUAAGAAGAAGAAGAAGAAGAAGAAGGAAAAUGUUUAAAACGAAAUAGAGUACAAAUAAACAUUUUUUUUUUUUUGCAGGUCUCCAUUUGUAUUUUGUCAUGGUUGUAUACCAAAUUUCGUUUGGGCAAGCAUGAAGCUCCCAAAUAAACAUCUGGAAGCAACGUCCUGAGAAUAUCCUGCUGAGGGUAUUGCUCGGAUAUAUGUCAAGUUAGGUUCGCAAUAAGUCCAACAGUAGAUAUAUGUCUAAAAUUCAUCGUGGGCGUUACUGUGGACGUCCUCAGUACGUCCCAUAAAAAGCUAGGACGUUCGGAUCUUUCCGGGACAUCCACAGGAUGGUUUGUGUUGUCUUGGUUGGUUUCAGAGGGAGGAAAGAAGUUGCAGCAAUGAAUUUAGCAAUCUAAAAGCUGGCUCAUGUUCAUUUUUCAUGGAACCCUAGGAAGAGGAUGUAGUUUCAGUUUUUCAGGCUAAGCAUGUAUGCUCGAUAACACAUACUUAUUUAAUGGCAAACUUUUCUUUAUUAGUCAGAAGAUCAUAUGCUAUUUAUGGCAGAAGUGUGCAACACUGGGCUAGUUGGUUUGGCAUGAUCUAUAAAAAGGUUAAAACAGCGCAAGAAUGACGACACACAGAAGAAGAAACACACACCACAGGCGCUGACUAACGACCGAAGUUUAUUGUGGCGCAUUGCUAUAAAAGGAAAAAGGGGGGGGGGGGGGGGGAAACGACCGACACGUGACCAGCAAGCUGUUGGCGCAUGGUAAACAGGCAGGGUGAAAGACCAAUCAAACUAAAGAGCAUGCUCAGAAAGAUGGAAUAUGGCAGCACACUUUGAAACAAUGAAAAAACACAGAAUGAACAACCAAGAGCGCUGUCUUGUUUGUACAUUCUGUGUUUCAUUGUUGUCUUGAAGUGCUCUGCCAUAUUCCGUUCUCACUAGCCCACCAGUACAGUGUCUUAUGCUCUGAAACAUGUGCGCUGAUUUGUUAUGCACUUUCAAGGUAGCUAAUCUCUUUUUCACUGAGUGCAAAGGCCUGAGCUAUCAGGCAGCCGUAUGCACCUUUAUAAUGCCUGGCACUUUUCAAAGUCCAGAAUGCAUGCACUGCAAUUGUUAGUCAGCACCUGUAGCGUGUGUUUCUUGUUCUGUGUACUGCUGUUCUUGCGCUGUUUUCACUUUUUUAUAUAUCAUGCUAUUUAUGGUCUUGCAUGUUGAGUUGGUUUCUGAAAACCUGCUCUGGAAGCUGAACUUGACAGUCUCAUUUUUAAAAGCAAGGAAAAGCAACAUCCUGGUAGCAGCUGUUGAAUUGAAGAGCAACACUAAAUCAGCUAAGAUAUUCUUUCAACAUAUUAUUGUCAUUCAUCUGGUGGAGGCCCCUUUUUGUAAUUUGCACGGGAACCCCACUGCUGGCAUGUCGGCAUGAAAUCACAGAUUGUAGCUGCUUUGACACAAGAAAAACUUGGAAUGGCUGGGUCGACUCUCUAGUUACCUUAUAAAUGCAACGUAGUCUUUAUUUUACUGGUAAACAGCCAACUACACCCGAGUAGAACCUAUCAAAAUUAAUGAUGUUGCAACAAGCUGGUGUGGCAACUUGUGCAGGAACAAGCUGGUGUUCCACUGGUCUUUCAUUCUUGCAUUGUUUCUGGCUUACCAAGCCCCCUCUCACAAUAAAGUGGCUGCUAUGAUAUUGCACAAGCAUAGUUGUCUAAUACAGUUUGACUUAUUAUUUUUCUGUGAUGUCUUUUCAAAGGCAAAAAUAAGGCAUACACAACAUUAUUGGAUUUCUCCCACCCUAAAUAUUUUGUUUCUGGCAUGUUUGCUGUGGUGGAACUAGAAUACUGUUUAGCAACACCAAUCUUAAAAGGUGAGAUUGAGCAGCCAAUAUUUUAGUGUGAUCAACAAGGGAUGUUGCUAAAGCCAAUAUUUCAACAAGGGUGUUGAAACGUUGGCUCUAGCCUGAGACCCACCGUUGAUUGUAUGUGUUUCGUUCGGAUCUCAAGCUUUUAGAGCAGCGAAAAGUAUGUUAGAGGCUGUGUUAAUAAUUACACUUCAUAUCAGCAAGCCCACACACCACAUUAUUUCUUGUUUCCAUGUGGUAGUUCUGGCAGGAUAACGCUUGAAGCUCUUUGAUUCAUUUAUCGCACCCGCAUGUAUGGAUUUCAUCGUUGUUUUAUAAAAUGUUCAAUGCUGUUAUAUGAUGAAUGUGGCACUUGACUGUUUGUUUUGUUGUGCUGAUGUUGGCAAGUAUUGUUGUUGCAUAUCUUUAAAGCUUAUGUUGAUGGCUAUUACUACUGCACGAUAAAGACUAUUGCAUUCCCAAUUUUUUUGGUUUUAAGUUUCGAUACUGGCAUAGGUGAAUGUAUCUCCCCCUGCAUUAGUCAAAAUUUUUGUGCACCCAUUCUUUCCAAUAUAAAAUGGUUAUCGAAUGUUGGAGUAUGGAAACUGAGAAAGCUCGGAAUUACUCCAGCUGCACAUCUUUUCUAUUCUUUUUUCAAAGUAUGCAAGCCUUUGAGCAGCCAGGUGCAAGUUUCAUUUACUGCUUUAUCACUGUGAUUUCACAUCAUGGUGACCGUCAGAUCAGCACUAAUAUUUUAAAAGUGGCUGUGAAUGGGUGAAAACAUUUUAAAGAGCCCCUCACCAAGGCCCCAUUUCAAACUUUAGUUAUACACUGGAAGUUCUAAAACCCUGUCUAGGGUCCGGAUCGCUCCACCAAAACAAUAUUUCAUAUCGGUUUGUUAUUGGAGGAGAUAGAGGAAACUGAAUGCCCUGUUACCAUACCUCUAGGAGGUGAGCGUCACUGUCAACAGAGACACUCUCUGCCUCAAGUAGAAUCCGCAAGCAACACUCCGUUCCCGCCUUCUCCGAUGGUGGAGCCGAGGGACCGCGUCAGUUUCACGUGGCAAGCCCCGCCUCUUAUUUUUUUUCUUCUCUUCCUUUUUUUUGCUGCAUGGUGCAUUUACGGUGGCAGCAUUGUUUCUUCCACAUUGGACGAUUGACCAAAGUAACCUGUCAUGGUGAAAGAUGUUGCUAGCACCGCAUUUUACAUCACGGCAUUUGUACAUGUCACCUCGACUCUCUAGCUGGGAGCUUUCUCGAGAAGGAGGACGUGCAGCGUUUUGUUUUAAAUGUCUGCAGUUCUUGUGACACACAGCGCUAUAAUACUUUGCAGACCCGAUCGUCGGUGUGUGAAGUGUGCGCUGCACUUGUCUGUUUAAAAUGGCCAAACCUGAUAAGGAGCCCUUUAAAGGCAGCUGAUAUGAAGAGCAAGUAUGAGUAUUUGUUAAGAAAAAUGCAGACUACAUUGUAGAUAUGCCUUUGGUGCUGGCUUUGUGAAUCAAGGUAUUGUUUUCCACAUGAAUGUUGCUGUGCGAUAUAUUACAUUUCUCAACAUGUCACAAGUGCUAUAAGAUAUGGCAUACAUCCGUUACAACGAUGGAGCUGAGCUAUGCAUUGAGUGCCAUGUGUGCACAUACUGCAGUUCUGGAUUUGUUCUCAAGGAAAGUAUGCAAUCUAUGCUGCAAUUAAUGAACAUGAUCCUUACAAGGUUUGUCCAAUGGUGUGCAGUUUCAUUCAAUCUUUACACAACUAUGGUAUGUAUACAUUGAUAUCUCUACUGUUUUUUGACAUAAUCCCAAGUAACUGCAACACAUUUUCUGACUGGUGUAUAAGCUUCUGUACUCAUGCAAUGUGAACCUUUUUAGAUGGUCCCGGAACCAUAAAACAAUGGCACAAUUUGUUUCACUAUCCACUUUCUUGAAACUAAUGUCUUCCAGACCAUGGACCGGCAAGAGAAAAACCAUUUACAGAAAAUAGGCUGGGUGCAACAGUUGCACAUUUUCUGGUGCUUGUCACAGCUGUUCAUUAGAAAACUUGGGGAAUAUUGUUGCUGAUCGCCUUUUCUUUAUAUUGAUAAUUCCCUAAUUUCCUUCUAGUGCACUUUGAUGUGGGGCAUAAAAGAUUUGUUGUAUUUAAAAGGUAAACACAUAUCUAUUGUUGGUAUUGUAUUUACCCUAUAUGUGAGAUAAGGAUUGGUUGUUGUUCUUGUCAUUUAUGUCAGACCCAAAGUAGUAAAUGGGACCAAACUAUAGACCUUACAGAGAAUCUUGUCAUUGUGAGCAUCUUGAACAGUGCACAUUUUCUUUUUUCUGUUUUCCAUAGGCUCUGAAUAGAUGACCCUUUCCAUAUAAUAAGUAGUCCUGUUGGUGUACAAAGCUUCUUGUGCUUCUUGCAUUUCCACGGGCUUGGCAAAAUUUUGUGGGCACAUCAUUGUGGGCACUAAAAAUUGGAGAUGUGUUUAAUAGUUCUUGGCCUUGUGUGCUUUAGUCAUUAGGAAAUACAUACAUUGCACAAUGCAUUGCGAACAUAGUGUCAAAACAUAUGCAUCCGGUACAGGAGCAAACCCAAGGUAGCCUCCAAGGACGCGGGGCUCAUCAAAGCAUACACAGACUGGGAGGGGGGGGGGGGGGGCUGGAGGAGGGCACCACUGCAUGCUCAAUACUGUCAGCUGGUAUGUUUCCUCAGGAAGGGUGGGGGCGUGGAGUUGAGCCCGCAGGGUCCAGCCCCCUGUGGAUCCGCUAGUGAUUGGUUCGUAACCUAGUGAGGGUAUACCAUUUAACAAUUCUUACUGUAUUGUUGCCUGUAAAGUCAAGUCCAUAUCACUGAUGAUAAUCACAUCACCAGAAAAUUUUGCUGAAGGAAAACAAUAAUGGGACUGCAGCCUUACUUUCAGCAGUGCUAUCAUGAAUCGUAGUUCGAUUGAAUGUUAGUCAUUCAUAGGCAUGAAAGGUGCACAUGUUUGUGCACCUUCUGUUGUGACAUUUUAAUCUCACAUAUGCCCACUUUGCUCUUCACAUGAGCAACUGUGUUUCUGGCAGAAAAUGCCUGAGAAAAUAAGAUUUUUUUUCUUUUUAUUGAUGUGCAUAAUAUCAUUUCUGCCCUGUGUAGGGUCAAGAGGUGUGGAGGUUGGCAGCUUGUGUGGCUGUCACCCAAUGGUUGUCAUGAAAGCACCUGCAUAAGCUUUGCAAAAUGUGUUACUGUUCUUUGUUUCGUUUUGUAAUCCAAGUACUCUUCCACAGUGCAAUGCAAUUUUCUGCCUGUUGCAUCUUUAAAAUCUGUGGUGACUCACCUGGUGGGUUGAUACAUCAAGGGAGUUGGCAAUAAAGAUGUUUUUGCUGCGA
Molecule: messenger RNA, 13598 nt
Organism: Dermacentor silvarum
Lineage: Eukaryota; Metazoa; Arthropoda; Arachnida; Ixodida; Ixodidae
Product: protein O-mannosyl-transferase Tmtc3
Exons: 24
Coding region: 241-4374 (1377 amino acids)
Biological process (GO): protein O-linked glycosylation via mannose
Cellular component (GO): endoplasmic reticulum
Molecular function (GO): protein binding; mannosyltransferase activity
Source: RefSeq, a predicted model, not a curated record